Hyaena hyaena (striped hyena) is the source of this 3988-nucleotide messenger RNA. It is a transcript of the gene ZNF235, whose product is annotated as zinc finger protein 235. The transcript is spliced from 5 exons. The record is from RefSeq and is a predicted model, not a curated record. Gene Ontology annotation, molecular function: RNA polymerase II cis-regulatory region sequence-specific DNA binding; DNA-binding transcription factor activity, RNA polymerase II-specific. The coding region runs from base 138 to 2273 and encodes 711 amino acids. Gene Ontology annotation, biological process: regulation of transcription by RNA polymerase II. NCBI's taxonomy places the organism in Eukaryota, Metazoa, Chordata, Mammalia, Carnivora, Hyaenidae.
GCAGUUUAUGCCAGAGAAACAGCCCGGCUCACGGCUUCGCAGAGUGCUUGCGGUGUACUGAGUCCUUAAAUGUUGAGAACGUGUAACAGCUUUGAUUUCCCAGAACUCUGCCCUUCCCCAAAAGGAAAAAGAGAGAAAUGACCAAAUUCCAGGAGGCAGUGACGUUCAAGGACGUGGCCGUGGUCUUCACGGAGGAGGAGCUGGGGCUGCUGGACCCCAGCCAGAGGGAGCUGUACCGAGACGUGAUGCUGGAGAACUUCCGGAACCUGCUCUCUCUGGGGCAUUCCUCCCCCAAACCAGAUGUGAUAUCCCAGUUGGAGAGAGAGGAAAAGCUUUGCAUGGAGGAGGUCCACACUCAGAGAGGAGGCAGGAAGCAAAACGAGGAGACUCUUCACCGAGCACAAGUAAGGUGCCUUUCAUUGGGAGAGCUUUCGUGCUGGCAGAUCAAGAGACAUGUUGUGAGCCAGUUAACCAAAGAGCAAGACUCCAAGAUAAAUAUUCCAGGAAAGAGUUCUCAGUUCCCUGCACUGUGUGAGUCCCCCUGUCAGGUGGGAGCAGGAAUAUGUAUUCAGGCUUCCGUGGAAGACGGCUGUAUAAUGAACCUUAUAGAGGAUUCUUCCAAUAUUCUUGAAGAUCAAGAAUUUCUGGCCCAGAGAGCUCAGAAUCCUUGGAGCAAACUCUAUCUCAGCGAAACGCAGACUCAAGUGAAAAACCAGCUGUGUAUAUUUGCUCCGUAUGUGAACAUCUUCAGUUGUGUCUCCCACCACCGUGAGGACGAAAACGCUCACCACGACGACUGUGGUAAAGACAUCUUAAAGGAGGCCCCGCGGGUCCAGCAGACCUACCACUGUGCCCAGUGUGAGAAAGCAUUCAGUGACGGCCCCAGUCUUGAGCUGCAUCAGCAGGUACACUCGGGAAGGAAGUCCUCCGCGUACGGCACACGGGAGAAGGACGCCAGCUACAGCUCAGCUCUGCCCGGGCCACAAAGCGUUUACACAGGGAAAAAACGCUACUGGUGUCGCGAGUGUGGGAAGGGCUUCAGCCAGAGCUCAAACCUGCAGACGCAUCAGAGAGUCCACACGGGGGAGAAGCCCUACUCGUGCCUCGAGUGUGGGAAGAGCUUUAACCAGACCUCUCAUCUUUAUGCCCAUUUGCCGAUCCACACAGGAGAGAAGCCCUACAGAUGUGAAAGCUGUGGCAAGGGCUUCAGCCGGAGCACAGAUCUGAACAUUCACUGCCGCGUGCACACAGGAGAGAAACCUUACAAAUGUGAGGUGUGCGGGAAGGGCUUCACCCAGAGAUCCCAUCUGCAGGCCCACGAGAGAAUCCACACUGGGGAGAAACCAUAUAAGUGUGGAGACUGUGGUAAACGCUUUAGCUGUAGCUCAAAUCUGCAUACCCACCAGAGAGUGCACACGGAAGAGAAGCCAUAUAAGUGUGACGAGUGUGGGAAGUGCUUCAGCUUGAGCUUUAACCUUCACAGCCAUCAACGAGUCCACACGGGAGAGAAACCGUAUAAAUGCGAAGAGUGUGGGAAGGGUUUUAGUUCAGCCUCAAGUUUCCAGAGCCACCAAAGGGUUCACACGGGGGAGAAACCAUUUCGCUGCAAUGUGUGUGGUAAAGGCUUCAGUCAGAGUUCCUAUUUUCAAGCCCAUCAGAGGGUCCACACUGGAGAAAAACCAUACAAAUGUGAGGUGUGUGGGAAACGCUUCAAUUGGAGCCUGAAUCUUCACAAUCAUCAGCGGGUCCACACCGGAGAGAAACCUUAUAAAUGUGAAGAGUGUGGAAAGGGCUUCAGUCAGGCCUCAAAUCUUCAAGCUCAUCAGAGUGUCCACACUGGGGAGAAACCAUUCAAGUGUGAUGCAUGUCAGAAGCGAUUCAGUCAGGCCUCCCAUCUUCAAGCCCAUCAGAGAGUCCACACGGGCGAGAAACCAUAUAAAUGUGACACAUGUGGCAAGGCCUUCAGCCAGAGAUCUAAUCUGCAAGUCCAUCAGAUAAUUCACACUGGAGAGAAACCAUUUAAAUGUGAGGAGUGUGGGAAAGAAUUCAGUUGGAGUGCUGGGCUCAGUGCUCAUCAGAGGGUCCACACCGGAGAGAAACCCUACACGUGUCAGCAGUGCGGUAAGGGCUUCAGUCAGGCCUCACAUUUUCACACACACCAGAGGGUCCACACUGGAGAACGGCCAUAUAUAUGUGAAGUCUGUUGUAAAGGCUUCAGCCAGAGAUCACAUCUUGUGUACCAUCAGAGAGUCCACACUGCAGGAAAUCUGUAGAAAUGGGAGGUGGGGUGUGGCAUUCAGUGAGAGCUCAUGUCUUCAUCUCCAUUGGAAAAUCGAUGCUAGUCAUUGCAGAGAGUUCCUUCAGAACUCAGGAGCUCAAGGAAACUUCACAUGCAAGAAGCUCUGUCAGGUGCUCUCUUUAAGGAUGCUUGGGUGCUAAAUUCUUUGCGAAUCAGAUUUCAUAGAUGAGAGAAAACCUCUUCUAUAAAUACGGUCACUGUUGGUGCCAGCAUUCUGAAUGUUCAAUUUCUAAGAUGCAACACAAAAGAAUUUCAGAAUUCAUCCACGUCUACCCAGGAAAAAGGCCUUAUAAAUGAAGAUUAGGGGCAGGACUUUAACAAAAGUAUCGGGACAGACCAGUAAAAUUAAUGUCAAGGCAGUGUAACCUCCAUAUAGGAAGGGAUAUUUUACACUUUAUCUCUACUGUGUAGAAGUGCACUUGGCUCAGAUGUCCAGCAAUUACUGGACAAAGUGGAGAAAAAUCUAUAAUUAGGACAGAUACAGUAAAACCUUGCUUUUACGUGUGCCAUACGCGGGUAUAAUUCAUUCCGGAAACAAGCUUAAUCCAAAGCACUUGUAGAUCAAAGCCAAUUUCCCCAUAAGAAAUAACAGAAACUCAGAUGAUUUGUUCUGCAACCCAAAAAAUAUUCGUAUAAAAAUGAUUGCAACACUAAUAGAAUACAGAAUAUUAAAAAAAAAUUAACCUGCACUUACCUCUGAGAACCUUCAUGGCUGGUGUGAGGGAGACGAGAGAAGGGUUAUUGUGUAGGACGACUUUCACUAGCACUGAUGGAAUCACUGCUGUCUGUUGGUUCAGUGGAAUCUCCUGCAUGGGGGCCCUUGUAUAAACUCGCACAGAUGUUGACUACAGUACAAUAUUAAUAAGCUCUUGUCAUAUACUGUAUUUCUUGUAACUGGCAGUAAGGCAGCAAUGGGUCUCUAUCUGCAGGCAGCCUGACCUAGAAUGAAGUAAAGCCUUCCUAAGCUUACUCUUGUAUGGAAAAGCAAAAGACUGUCCAUAGGUGCUUUGAAGCGACAAAAAUACACUAGUGACAGUUGUGGUCACCCUCCAGUGUUGAAAAAUCACUGAUUUCUGCCAAACACUGCAACCUGAGACCAAGCAUCUGAGCAUGGGCUCCCGCAGCGAGAGAGAGAGAGAGAGAGAGAGAGAGAGAGAGAGAACCAUUGGCUCGUGAUCAUGUGACAUUGGGCAUCAGGUAUGCCUCGUACUGGAAGACAUCACUCUUCUAUCAAGUUAAAAUGUAUUAGAAAUGUUUGCCCAUCUUCUGGAACACUCACCGAACAAGUUACUUGCAAUCCAAGGUUUUACUGUAUUUGAAAAUUCUAUUUCCCUACCCAGAAUUCAUAAUAAUAUACUAAAAAGGAAUCCUCAAGUAGCCUUAAUGAGAUUAAUUUCAGGAAAUACUCAAGUGCAGAAAAUCAUGUAACACUCGCAUCCACAGUAACGCAAAUUUGGAUGAAAUGUGUGAAUGGCCCCCAUCGCCGAUCUGGCCCUGGUUCUUUGUAGUGUAUCAGCCCUGUUGUACAGUGUAAUAUUUAUUAUCAUUAAUUUGUAUUUUAUAGACCAAAACAUACAAUUUUUAACCAAUCUAAUACCAUGAUACAAUUUAUAUGCUUGGGAAUUUUGGACCCUAAUCCAUCAAGGUAGAUUUCACUGUAACUCUUUAAAAGUGUUAAGAGUAGUUACU